Setaria italica (foxtail millet) is the source of this 998-nucleotide messenger RNA. Its product is annotated as protein cornichon homolog 4. The transcript is spliced from 4 exons. The record is from RefSeq and is a predicted model, not a curated record. The coding region runs from base 225 to 632 and encodes 135 amino acids. NCBI's taxonomy places the organism in Eukaryota, Viridiplantae, Streptophyta, Magnoliopsida, Poales, Poaceae. Gene Ontology annotation, biological process: vesicle-mediated transport.
AACCCCUCGCAAACUGCGCAUCUGACUGACCGACCGACCCGCUCGCCUUCCACCCCACGCGUUCCAGCUCACCGCCCCCGCCCCCGCCCCCCGACCACCUCGCCGGCGGCCGCAGCGGCGCCACGGUGCUCCGCUAGGGUUCCGGCGACGCCUUCCACCCUAGAGAAAGCGAGAGCGAGGCAUCCGCGCCGCCCGGAGGGCCAGGUCGUUGGGAGAAGGCAGAGAUGGUCUUCGUGUGGCUCACCGCGUUCUUCCUCGUCGUCGCGCUCAUCGUGCUCGUCAUCUACCAGUUGAUGUGCUUGGCAGAUCUUGAGUUUGACUAUAUCAACCCGUUUGAUUCAUCCUCUCGAAUAAAUAAAGUGGUUAUGCCAGAAUUCAUAUUACAAGCACUUCUGAGCGUAUUGUUCCUCUUAUCUGGGCAUUGGGCGAUGUUCUUGCUUUCUGUCCCAAUGGUGUACUACAAUUAUACGCUGUACCAGCGGCGGCAACAUUUAGUAGAUGUGACGGAGAUAUUUAAUCAACUUGGUCGUGAGAAGAAGCGACGUCUUUUCAAGAUAGUCAGUCUCAUCGUUCUCCUAUUCCUGUCCUUGUUCUGGAUGAUCUGGAGUGUAUUGUCGGAGGAGGACGAGUAGGCUGACAAAAUUGCUGUGGUAGCUCAUUCUGGUCUUGCAAUCAUUAGUUAGGCAACACCGCCCCAUGGCAGGCUGACUAUGCCAUCGAUUUCAUGUGUUAACUUGAAUCAACGGGUUGAAUGUAGGUUUUCUAGUUCAGUGAGGCAAAUAGACAACAUGCCCCCCAAGGCCCCAACAGUAAGGUUGGCAUGCCGUGCUGUUUGUUGCUCAAUCUAGUGAAGCUCCUACUGUUACCAUGUUUAUCAUGAGCCGCCAUCGCUAUUUGUUGAAUUGGACUGUGCAUCAGCUCUCAUGAAGCAAAGGAGCACUGCAAGUUCCACAGAUUUGUGCAUAAAUUUGAGUUGGCCUCUUCUUCUUUUUUUUUAA